CUCGCUCUCUCUCUCUCUCUCUCUCUCUCUCUCUUUCUACAGCUGCUGUGAAACGCACACAGCAACACACACAACACGCGUUAUCUGAGGGUUCGGUUGAUUUUGAGCUUGUUCUGAGCACAGAAGUGAGUGAAGAUGAUCAAGCUUUUCUCGCUGAAGCAACAGAAGAAGGACGAGGAGUCUGCCGGGGGAACGCGAGAGGGAGUCGGCGGAAAGAAAGCGAGCGCGGCCCAGCUGCGGAUACAGAAGGACAUCAAUGAGCUUAAUCUUCCAAAGACAUGUGAGAUUGUUUUCCCGGACCAGGACGACCUGCUCAACUUUAAACUCAUCAUCUCUCCAGAUGAGGGAUUCUACAAAGGAGGAAAGUUUGUCUUCAGUUUUAAGGUAGGACAGGGAUACCCUCACGACCCUCCAAAAGUCAAAUGUGAAACAAUGGUUUAUCACCCCAACAUUGACCUUGAAGGAAAUGUCUGUCUAAAUAUUUUAAGAGAAGACUGGAAGCCAGUGUUGACGGUUAACUCCAUCAUAUAUGGACUACAGUAUCUGUUCCUCGAACCCAAUCCUGAAGAUCCAUUGAACAAAGAGGCAGCAGAGGUCCUACAGACGAACCGGAGGCUUUUCGAGCAGAACGUUCAGAGAUCUCUGAGAGGAGGCUACGUGGGUGCCACCUACUUUGAGCGCUGUCUGAAAUAGUCUCGAGUCCACUGGCCCUUACAUCCCAGAAUGCAUUUAUCGUUUACAUGCGCUGAGAAAUACUGACUGACACACUGACGGAGGAGAAGCGGGGGGAGGGGGGUCAGGGGUUUCUCACGGGACAGGCUCAGCGCGGGUGGGUUCUAAAGGAAUGGGCUUUGAAAGGCUGGUCAGUGAUUGUUGCUCAGAGAAAUCAGUCGUAUUUGCCACUAUGCUGGUACCCACUUUUUUUUUUUCUUUUUUUUUUUGGCCGAGCUUCAUACGCUAACUUACCCCAACCCACCCACUCACUGACGUGAGAGAGACAUGUUGAAAUCAUUUACACUUCUCUUGUAUUCCAUUAUGAAGGCAUGAGGACUGAUGUUGUUUGGGCUACAGUGACGGGGGAACCCGCCUUGCAUCGCACAUAUUCAGCUGCGUUAAAUAGUCACUCGUUUAGGUUUUUGCAAAACAACAAGAAGUCGUGUAGAGUAUCACAUUUGACCAAUGGAGAAAACGCUGACCGAUUGAAGGCCUGACAAACUUACGGACUGCACUCGGUUACCAUCGAUGGGAUUCGUAUGCAAACGGGCUGUUGUGGGAUUGGGAGAGAGUUAUAUGUUUUAUUGGAGUUUUCGUGGUUGGGAAGGGGCGGGAGUGGAUUUUCAUGAAGAGGGAGGGGGCGCAGGGUCAGAAUGGAAUGGUUGCGUAAAUUGUUACAGUUCUGUUGUGUAUAUUAAAAUCCCGGCUGUUCACAAUGACUGCAAUAUGAAUUAUGUUAAAUAAAAUAUUGACUUGAAUGGCUGCAUUUUAAGAUUAGUGUAAACGACAACAGCGGAUUGUGUUUCAAAUCAAUAAAAUGUUUUAUCUGACUUAUACAA
Molecule: messenger RNA, 1553 nt
Organism: Triplophysa dalaica
Lineage: Eukaryota; Metazoa; Chordata; Actinopteri; Cypriniformes; Nemacheilidae
Gene: ube2m
Product: ubiquitin conjugating enzyme E2 M
Exons: 6
Coding region: 136-693 (185 amino acids)
Source: RefSeq, a predicted model, not a curated record